Molecule: messenger RNA, 1218 nt
Organism: Akanthomyces muscarius
Lineage: Eukaryota; Fungi; Ascomycota; Sordariomycetes; Hypocreales; Cordycipitaceae
Exons: 2
Coding region: 1-1218 (405 amino acids)
Biological process (GO): proteasome-mediated ubiquitin-dependent protein catabolic process
Molecular function (GO): endopeptidase inhibitor activity; proteasome binding
Source: RefSeq, a predicted model, not a curated record
AUGUCGGCGCUCAGCACGACGGCCGUCCUCGAGGGCAUGGCCAAGGCCCUGCCCACGCACACGCAAGGCGACGACUCGUCCGACCUGGCCAGCUCAUACGAGGCCGUCGGCCUGCUCGUCCACUCGUACCUCACAGCGCUGGGCUUCAAGCUCGUCGGCUUCCACGAGGACAGACCACUAGCCGAGUGUGAAUCUCUCGCUCCCCGCCUCCCCGCCUGCUGGAACGCCGGCUUCGGCUCCCUCGGCUUCGUCUACACCCACGGCGACCAGCAGCAAGACACCAAGCCGACGACCUACAUCUUCCGCGUCGACAAGAUGGGCGCCCGGGUCGAGAUCCGCGGCACACGCUCUUCCCCCUCCUCCUCCUCCUCCGAUACCAACGGCAUACACCGCUUCGACGUGGCCAUCCGCGACGUUGUCCAGUCCAGCAACCUGCCCGUGCGCAUCAUCCUCGACGCCGACGGCAACGACACCAGCGAUCGCCAGGACCUCGUCGACAAGCUGCACCGCGUCUUCGUCUCCAGCACCGCCGUCGCCACGCUCCUGCAGGACGUCCGCACCAAGAUCGUCCAGAACCUGCUGGGAAGCGGCGCUGCCGCCGCGCAGGUCGAGGCCCGCGCCGACAGCGCCGCCGAGGAGCGCAGGCUGCGCGAGGAGCGCUUCCAGCAGGAGCGCCAGGACCCCAACCAUCCGCUGGCCGGCCGCGCGCAGCAGCCCUCGCCGGCCGACAUGCUCGUACCGCGACCCGGCGAGCUGCCCGAGUCGGCGCGGCCCCGUCCCGGCGCGCCCAGCGGCGAGUUUAUGCCGCCCGGCUUCGAGGACGAGUACGACAUUAACCGUCCGCCCGCUGGUAUGGGUGGCCACGGCGGCCUCGUCAUGCCCGGCAGCGGCCGCUCGCCGUUCAACAUUGGCCACGACGACCUGCACCCACCCGGGCUUGGUCCCAACGACCCCUUCCGCGGAUCCGGGCUACCGAGCGGCCUAGGUGGCAGCGGUGGCUUUGGCAGCGGAGGCGGCAUGCACCCGACCUUUGACGAUCCCCUCUUUGCUGGUCAGGGAGGACGCACCGGUCCAGGCCAGGGUAGCGGUGGCGAGUUUGACCCCCAAGUUCCACCUGGAGCACGAUAUGAUCCCCUCGGUCCUGGCGGCGGCCCUCGCUUCCCGGGACCUGGUAGUGGACAGGGUGGCCACCCGUUUGGUGGCGGUGGCAUCAUCUAA